UUAAUGGGUGUGGGCUUGCUUUGUGUACCUAACUGGAAUGAAAGUUAAAGGUGUAGCCAGAGUAGAGUAUAAGAGGGAGGGGUGAAGUGGAGGUACAGCCAGAGGGAGAGUCAAAAGAGGGUGGAACUGACAGAGGGGGCGAGGUUGUCAGGGAAAAAGGAAAUGAAGUAGUAAGCAAGAUUGUGCCUGCAACAUAGAUCCAGUCUCUCAGAGUACAGCUGACAUUAAAUGAAGACAGACAUGGUUGAAGACAAACUGGAGGAGAGAACAAGGAGCAAGUGAGGAAAACAACAAGCCAUCAGCAGCCAGUCUUGGCCACCUUAUCUUUUUCCAUCUAUUUACGGAAAUCACUGGAUAAUUUAUAAGCCUCUCCCUCUCGCUCUGUGUGAGAGUGUGUGCGAGAGAGAGGGGGGAUUUGCUGAGCUCACCACCACCAUGCUGUGUCCUGCUGCUGUCAGUGCAGCUGCUGCGGCUGUCUGGCUGCUGGCAGUGCUGGGCCCAGGCCUGUCUCUUCCAGAUGAGGACAACUCAGACCCAGGCUUCAGUCUCUGCAGCCACUGCUUCUACAGACAGAUGCCUCCUCGGGGAGCCUCUGCAGGACCACCGCUGAGCCUACAAUGCCACACACUGCCCGGGGGACAGGCGUUUGCCACUCUGUCCAAACCGACCUGUGACACAGCUGUCUACUCUGCCUUCCAUCUUAGCCAUGGAUGGACGGAGAGAGGGGAGGAGGCGGAGGAGGAGGAGGAGGGUCAGCUUGUGACAGAGGAAGAAGACCAUAUUAAAGUGGCAGGACCAGCCCUUCUCAGAGGAGGCAGCGAUCCAUCUAAUCCUGCCUCGCCAACAGCCUCCCUGCUUCAAAACUGGGACUCAGCAGUCACAACACUGGUCCAGUCAAGCAUCAUUCCCCAGUGCAACACUUCAGGGGGUGAUCUCUACAUCCUGACCGGGGUGGGAGGUCUUGGGGCUGCUGAGGAUGGAGACGAGGAGUGUCAGACAAAGCCGCUGUGGUCUGCAAUGUGCUGUGUUGUCCCUGAGGGGAACGGUGGCUUCAGUGUGGGGUUAAUCAGAGAGGCAGAAGAAGGGGAGAGGCAAGUGAGCGUGAAGGAGCUAGAGGAGAUGCUUGGAGUGGCAGAGCUGUUCUCAGGAGGCUGCGGAGGAGCAGAUGGAGUGACUGCUGGAAUCAUAGCAGGCCUUCACAGUGAGGGGCUCCCUGGAAAUAUAGAAAACGCAGAUGCGGAUCUUACUGGAGCUAAUGAUGACGAUUCAAACGCUGAAAGAGAAGAGGUUGGUUCAGAUACCACCAGGCAAGAUUCAAAUGAUGACACUAAGGAAACCAGAGAGGCAGUGAUUGCUGGAGAACAGGUGGCUGGUGUUGAAUCUCAGCCAGAGGAAGCUGAUGAUGCAGACGUCACACAAGAAAGUUCAGCAGAUGCAGCGACUUCAGAGGGUAGCAGUGAAGGGCAGCAUAAUGUGAUGCAUUCAAGAACUGUCAGAUCAGGGCCCUCUGAGUCCUCAGCUGAAUAUGAAGCUGUGGAUGAACAAGAGACAGACACAAACUCCAGCAACACUCUGGUCUUCCUCCUUUCCACCACUAUGUCCAUCCUCAAAGCUCCGCUGCAGCCUGUGUUCUCCACAAUCACACAGUUACCUGGACAGGUGACAUACGUUCUUCAGGAAGACCUUGGAGUUCUGUUGGCCCUUCCUGGAGAUACUUUCUCCCUGCUCCACCUCUUGACCUCAGACCUCCUGUCCUGGAUGGGCUCUGCUGCAGAAAUGAUACUAGGUAUUGGGGAAACCUGCUGCUUCAGUGUCUACUACUGCACCUCCUCCAUGUUGGAGGCUCUCCUGAACAGCUGCCACACUGGAGUCACCGGCAUGGGGACUCUGGCUGGAGAUACAGUAGGGAUAUUUGGUGAUGUGUUAGAUAAUGGUUGGUGGGUGACCAAGUUCUUUGGAGGGCGGCUUUGGGAGCAGAGUGAGGGGUAUGUAGAAACAGUGGUUUCAGAGAUGGGGGGUCAGGCGAAGGCUGUGGGUGGUGGGUUGGGGAGUCUGGCUUGGAGUGGUGGAAACGGGGUGGGUAACGUGUUUAGGCUUGGAGGUGGUUUGAUUAUGGGGUUGGUGGAUACAGUCGUCGUUGCAGUGAGAGAGGGUUUUGGGGAGGAGUCAGAAUAAAAAAAACACUUGACGUGAUUAGUAACAAACUUGUUUAGGUUUGUAAAUUUCUUCAGCACAUACGAGUGUGAAAAAAGGGGGAACUUCUUCAAUUUGAUGUCAUUUGAUAUGCCUUAGUUGUUACAGAAGGAUUGUCACUAAAUCAAAUUUAGUGAAUCACAAAUUUCUUCCACUGUAGCUCCUGCACUUCACUGUGGCUGCCUGUCUAAAUAAUCUGCUGUAUUUGAGAGCUGGGAUAAGUGGCACCAACUGUGAUUUAAAAAAAACAAAAACACUGUGCACAAGGCUUUUGGAUGUAAUUAUUAAAAUAAUUCUUGUAUGAUAUUCGUUAUGAUAAAUGUUUGCUUACGUGUACAUUUGAAUAAAAGAGAAUGCUGGCUUAUUGUACUUUGUAUAUGCUUUGUAUGUGGAAAAUCUUCAUCCAUCAAGACAACAAACACAAGGCUAAAAAAUGGGUACAACAUACUACUGUACAAUUUAGACAUUGAUUUGCUUCUACUUUCUAUUCCUACAUUUCAGAAGGAAAUAUU
Molecule: messenger RNA, 2705 nt
Organism: Larimichthys crocea (large yellow croaker)
Lineage: Eukaryota; Metazoa; Chordata; Actinopteri; Sciaenidae
Product: Endonuclease domain-containing 1 protein
Exons: 3
Coding region: 436-2175 (579 amino acids)
Source: RefSeq, a predicted model, not a curated record